Messenger RNA from Caenorhabditis bovis, 216 nucleotides. The record is from the annotation of a GenBank genome assembly. Lineage: Eukaryota; Metazoa; Nematoda; Chromadorea; Rhabditida; Rhabditidae.
AUGAAUGUUUCAGGAAUCGAAAAUGAAUCGUCGCGCGAUGUCCGAAAUCAUCUUGAUGUGAUGACGAUGACGCCGAUGAACUCAAAGAAAUUGAAGAGGAUCACCCCAAUUGGGACAUUCAAGCGUACUUCGCAAACGCAGGCCAUUCGAAAAGUCUACCCAAAAAUUGGAUCCCAGAAAAAAUCGAGACCAUGUCGAAAUAUCGAAUUCGAUUAA